This is a messenger RNA of Capronia epimyces CBS 606.96, 876 nucleotides long. RefSeq lists its product as uncharacterized. The record is from RefSeq and is a predicted model, not a curated record. The coding region runs from base 1 to 876 and encodes 291 amino acids. NCBI's taxonomy places the organism in Eukaryota, Fungi, Ascomycota, Eurotiomycetes, Chaetothyriales, Herpotrichiellaceae. The transcript has a single exon.
AUGGUCCAUCUAUUGCUCUUCGCUGUUCUCUGUACGUUUUUUACAUAUGUCACCUCUCAAACCCUCGCCUCGGACGAUGGCUACACAGGCUAUACGCUCUCUGUGACCGGCGAUGGAGACUCGGCAGUCUAUGAGACGGCAAACACCGACACAUCCAACGGCACGGCGACGACCCCGCCCGACGUGUUCCUGAACGCAACCGUCUACGUGGGCGAAAUCGACAUUACGGUGUCCAACUUGACGGCAAAGAUCAAUCUCGAUGUCCAAGUGUUGUCGCUGCUCCAGUUCAACGCGGGUGUCGACCUGAGCAUCAACCGCGUCGCACUGACCAUCCAGAAUGUCUCUGCCAAAGUAGAGUUGGAAGCGCGCCUAGAAAACGUGCUGUGGAUGAUCAAUGACACGCUGAACUCGAUUGAUUUGAAUCCGAUCAUCGCAACCCUCGGUACGGACGUGGGCAGCCUCGUCAACGACACCCUCGGCGGAGACACUUCUUCUGCGUCAAGUGAUCUCAGCGCUCGCUCCUUCAACCUCGACGAGGGCAUCCUGUAUUCGGUCAACGACUACAGCGGCAACACCCAUACAAACCGCAUCUUGACCCAGUCUGGCGACAUUGUCGACCAGUCCCUGCACAACGACGGCUCUGUCUAUGGUUCUCAAGUCGUCGGGUCAUACUGGCAUGACAUGACCUUCACCGGUCACGAGAGGGCCGUCCUUUACAACGACGAGAAUGUUCGGGAGCUCGAGUAUUUGUAUACUCCGUUCAAUGGGUUAAGCGUGAUUGCUGCCAUAUAUUUGGAUACUCAGGGGACCGUGGUUGGGACGAAAGUGCUGAGCGAGCUAGAGGGCGGAGGAUCGAGUACGAUCGCCAACGAAUGA